This is a messenger RNA of Plenodomus lingam JN3, 177 nucleotides long. The record is from RefSeq and is a predicted model, not a curated record. Lineage: Eukaryota; Fungi; Ascomycota; Dothideomycetes; Pleosporales; Leptosphaeriaceae.
AUGAUUAGGGUAGAGAACAGCAUCACCAGGCCGAGGGCGCAUUAUCGCCCACCAUGGCUCGAAGGCAAGGGAGAAGCAAUACACGACCAGCAGGCAAGUGUUGUGCCAAAUCAGCCGAGCUGCCUUGAACAGGCCAAGGAAUAUAUUGCCUAUGUACUAACUGUAGGGUUUCAUUAA